CGCCCCGCGCCCCCACUCCCUCCGUUCGCCAGAUUGACAGUUAACUCGGCGCGAGGCGCUUCUUCAGCUAACUUUACCGAGUCUCACCUACGCUGGAAUUUAACAUCGCUUCCGGGUAAGAGCACCUCCGUGAAAAGCUCGUCGCAAGCUGCGCUAAGAGCUGAGGCAAUGAGAAUCUAGGAGGGUCCCUAAGCGAAGUGAAAAGGCCAGAGGAAAAGGAGAUUAGUGUUGUGUUCAUGGCUGCUGGGGAUGGGGCGCAGCUGCCGGCGACACUAGCGGCCAGCAGGAGCGUGGAGAAAGCGCUGGAGGAGGCAGCGGCCAGCGGAGCGCUCGUGCUUUCCAACCGCAAACUCAAGGAGUUUCCCCGCACAGCCAGGAAUUACGACCUGUCCGACAUUACACAUGCAGACCUGUCGAAGAACCGGCUGUGUGAGGUGCCAGAGGAGUUGUGCCAGUUCAUCUCUCUGGAGACGCUCAGCAUUUAUCACAACUGUGUGCGCUCAGUUCCUUCCACCCUCUGCCAGCUACAGGCUCUCACCUACCUCAACCUCAGUCGUAACCAGCUGUCCAGUUUGCCCGCGUCAGUAUGUGAGCUCGCUCUGUUGCGAGUGCUCAACGUCAGCAACAACAAGCUACCAGUCCUUCCUGCUUCCAUACACAGACUUGCACAUCUCCGGCAACUGGAUGUGAGCUGUAAUGAGCUGCAGUGUUUGCCGGUGGAAUUGGGUCAGCUGGAGGGUUUACGGGAUCUGAACUUGAGAAGAAAUCAGCUCACGACCCUGCCAGAGGAAUUGGCCGAGUUGCCGCUAGUCCGUCUGGAUGUCUCCUGCAACAGAAUCUCCCACGUUCCCGUGUGCUUUCGGCACUUGCGGCACCUGCAGCUCAUCUCGCUGGAUAACAACCCUCUGCAGAUGCCCCCAGCACAGAUCUGCUCCAAAGGGAAGUUCCACAUUUUCAAGUAUCUAAACAUGGAGGCAUGCAAAAGGACCCAGGAUCAGCUGGAGAGAGCUCUGCGACCCAGUGGCUUCAGCAGCUGUCUUUCAGAUCAGGAGCUGUUCCCUGGUCAGUAUGGUGGUCUGGACUCUGGCUUCAACAGUGUGGACAGUGGCAGCAAGAGAUGGUCUGGAAAUGAGUCGGCUGACGAUUUUUCAGAGAGAUCUUUGCGAUUGAUGGAAAUUUCUCGUGAGCAGCACAGGGAACAAGACGAGAGGAACGCGUCGCUCGAUACACCCAAAGUGAAUGGAGAUGUGGAGCAGGUGGAUUUCAUUGACGGAAGUUUAACAGAAGAGGAUGAGGAAAGCUGUAAACCAGACACUCCCAGUCCUCCACAGUCAUCACUCGCACAGGAGAAGACUGAAAGCCGGUCCACACCCUCACAGAGCCCUGAUUCAGUUGGCAGCAGGAGGAGUGUUGGCAGCGACUCGGCUGAUGCAGUCUAUCCGUCCAGUCCCACACUAGAGGAGAAGAAGAGGCCUGGCACGCUGCAACUCUGGCAGGAGAGGGAGCGUGCGCAGCAGCAACAGCGAGAGCGUAUGCAGAAGACAGCAUUCAAAACAGGAAGUCAGACGGCGGCAUCAGGCAAACAGGCCGGAACAGGAAGUGUCUCGUGUGGUGACUCUACAGACAGUGGCGCUGCUGUUAACGGUCUCCGCCAAAGAUCUGUUACUGUGGAUCAGAUUUAUCCAGUAUCCCUGCAACGCUCAACAAGCCGCACAGAUGUGCCCUCUGCUAAGCCAUGUUCUCCCACUGGCAGUGCUCCUAAACCCAACAGCUUCCUCUUCCGCACCUCUUCACGCUGCAACGUCAAGACUUCAGGAUCAAUGCAGUCUCUGGCUGAGUCAGGUCGCAGUGAAUCUCGAUCCACGCUCAAAUCACCACGAGAGGAGAGAGCAGAAAUCGCCCAGUUACGGAAGUCCCUGGAGUCUUCUCUGAAGAUCACCCUUCCAGAAGAUCUCGGUGAUGCGUUGUCCAACGGUACCAUCCUCUGCCAGCUAGCCAAUCACGUACGCCCUCGGUCGGUGUCAAUCAUCCACAUCCCCUCCCCUGCUGUGCCGAAACUGAGUGCCGCCAAGUGUCGUCUCAAUGUCGAAAACUUCCUCACUGCCUGCCGCAAGCUGGGCGUUCCUGAGACGGAGGUGUGUCUAGCGUCUGAUAUCCUCUGCAGUAAGCUGCGUGCAGUGCAGCGCUGUGUGGAGUCUCUCUUGUCGAUAGGAGGAGGAGAGGAGCUGAAGGAGGAGAUACAAGCACUCUCUCCCGCUCUCUCUCCCUUCUCCCUCGUCCCCACCGGCUUCUUGCUCUUCUACUGCCUCGUCAUGGGCCUGCUCUUCCUGCUCUACCACCACCUUACUGCAUAAAGCGCAUAAGUGUGUUUACACGCGAGCAUGUGUCGGAUGUAAUCGAUGCGUGCACUUCCACAAACGAAUCGGGCUUUGCAGCAGUGCACUUGCACACUAUGGCACACUAUAGCAGUGUGCCGUAAGUAGAGCUAGCUGCACUGCCAUCCAGACAGCUUGGCAAUGUCACACACACACACACUCUUAUACGCCCCACAUAGUUCUGUUACACUCUAAAAGCUGCAGUGAGUAGAUGUGGAACCGACACAGUGGUUGUUUUUAUGCUGUAUCUGUCUUAAGCAGAAUUGUAUAUAAAAAUACUUAAUACUGUUACAGGUUUAUGGACAGAGAGACUUUGUAGGAUUGCAGUCUGUUGUUUUUGUUUUUUUGUUUUUUUUUUAACUCAUGAAUUACAAAACAAAAGCAUUUUAUAUAAGCUGCCCAGAUAAAAAAAAAAAAGCCUCAUCUGUCAUUUCUUUUCUAAUACUUGCUUACACCGUCCCUCACCUUAAUAACAGCGCCAGUCCUGUUAGGUGUGGAAGCCAGCAGAACGUUCCAUCAAUGUUAGAUGACUCUUUCACUUGCUUGAUGCAACUUAAAGCUAGACUACUUUUUAGGUUUUUCACCUUCUGUUUUUUUCUGUUAAAUAUUUUGGGUCAUUUGGCAAAUCCCACCCACUGGCCAGCUCUACGCUAUCACGCGUCAGCUAUAAUUUAGGGAGAGCGAGUUUGUGCUUUCACUGAGACCCAUGAAGUGAGCCACCGUAUCUUUUUGAACUGCUGCUCGUGGUAUAUCGCAAGGCAGCAGAACAUGCUGGAGGAAAGCGCUAUCUGCCCUCUUCCGCGUACAUGAGCUCACGUAAGUGCACGUGAUUGGCCGUUGUCCCUCUGAUUGACAAGCUAGAGAAUAACACUGUUCCUCCAGUCUAGAAGCAUGGCCAGGUUUGCUCUCUAGGACUCCUGGAAAUGGAUAGGCGUGGCAGCAUUGGGAUUCGAAAUUUGCAACCUUGCUGUUCUGUUGCGUCACUCGGGAGCCACGUGCCACAAGUAUUCUCUUCAGAGGUGCCUACAUCUAUGGUUUAGCUGUAGCAUUUACGCUUGCUAAAGCAGUGGCCGGACGCAAAUUCUGUAAAGUGCUUUUGCACAGACUUUAUCUAAGUUGCGUGAGCUAAUAGAAAGCAAAAAGGCAGAGGAUUUUCCACUACAGGUCAUUCAGUAAUAUAAUAGCAGGGUAAAAUGGGCCGUGUGUUCCCAUUCUCUUUGUUAUACAUUAUAUAAGAUGUACUUAAUUUUCCCUUUGGGGAGACAAGUUGUUAUUUCACUUCAGUAAUGAAACUCUAAACACAAGGGAUGUAUUGCUUUAAUGCUGUUAUCACAAACAUCCUGACCUCCGACAUAUGCUCAUACAUAUGCAUAUGGUCAUUUUUCUGUCUGCCUGCUAACAUUUUCUUGUCGGCAAUGUUGGCUCCUCGUUCUAUGCGAUCGAGGUGAUAUUUGCAGGAGAGUCAAGGUGUCCAAGUGUGCUACCAUGCUUGUUGAUUUGGUCCUGUGAGUGUCAGAAUUGUGUUCUGCUUGAACCUGAAGCACCAAACCUCAGAAUCUGGCCAACAAACUGACCAUGAUUUAACGAUGACUUGUGUUCGUCUAUGUGCUGCUAUUGAUGGAUGAGGAUGAGUUUUGUGGGGGUUUUUUUGUCUGGGGAGCUUAUUAAAACCCUUAAAGCUAUGCUGUCCAUCAUGGCUAGAUGUUUUUAAUCAGUUUGUUUUAAAAGUGGUAUUUAUCUGUUCUUAGUGUCCACUUCCCAAAGGGCUUCGUCGCCGCUUUGCCUUAGCUUACACAGGGGAUCGAGAUUUGAGGAUGGUGUAGUAUUUUAAUGCGUUUUAUAACGGUUUAUUUAGCCUCUGGCACGAAUCGUAAAAAUCCGCUCACAUCUUGUUCAAAGGGCUUUAAAUUUUUUAACCACUUUGUCUCAGUGCUUGCAAAUGUAAGUGCCUGCUAUGUCUGACUGAAGCUACUGUUACAAACUCCACCAUGUCCAUGACCAUUCCAGUCUCUCUGACCGCAGCAUUGCGUGUUAUUUAACAUUUUGGAAUGGUGUUUGCAAAUGAGUAUUAAAAUCCCUGUUCCCAUUUUGUUCAGAGUUAUUCAGUCGGAAUAUUUCUUUCAAAUGUCGGGGUUGAGGGACUGGAAUGAAAUGUUCGCUGUUCGUUUUGUUUGUUUCGUCUUGUUGACUGACUGUGACCACCAGGGGGCAGUGGUGUUGCACAACUGCACUCUAAGCUAUAUGUCUUAUGGUACCGAAGUAAUGUUUCAGAGUUCUGAUGUUGUAUGUAUGUGUAUUGUUUUUGGUCAGCUUGCUAUGUAAAAUUAAGUUAUUGUUUAUUUAUUCAUGCAUUCCUGUGUCAAGCAGCAGUAUUGGGUGAAACACGGCCUCACAGAGCAAAUCCCUCUCAGCUCGCACAAAGCAUUACAAUAUUUGCUGCAUUUUAUAUGUAGUUUUAUGCAGAUUAUCUUCUGUGUUCAUAAAAAGAAAAACUGGUCUACUUAGCCCCAAGUCAUGAUGUGUCAAAUGCAAGACCAAUUUUCUAUGUUAGUAAAUAUCAGCUCCAUAUAUAUAAUAUAUAAAAACAGCGAGUGUUAAUGAAAGUUGUAAAUUCUUCUCAGUCGAAAUAACAUCCCAUUAAAACCUUCUCAAGCUUCUUUUUUAAUGCCUCAGUAACGUUGGUUUUAGGCCCAUGAGUACACCGUGUUUCCUCAGUACUGUCUGCUGCUGUUGCUUUUGUGUUCCCUGCAUACUUAAUGUGAUUUAGCAGCUUUGCAGACAGUUGACUAACGAGCAGACGCUCAUCUGGAGAGAGUGAUAAGGGCACAUGGGAGAGAACAGAGUGAAAGAGAAGGAGGAGAGGAGAAGCACAAGGGUGGACUGAUAGGAUAGAAAAUGUGAGGAGAAAAAAAUAAUAAUUUUUUUUUUUUUUUAAAUGGGUUCAUUUUCAUUCAUCCAAUUUGUUGAAUUCUUCCCAUUAACGCAUUUAAAAUGAGCUUCCUCAAAUCUACAGUAUGCGCGGAUGUGAAAUAUCUUCUCAUGGUUCCCACAACUGAAAUCAUCGCGCUUUUUUUUUCUUUUCUUUUCUUUUUUUUUUUUAUCACAUUUUCAGUCCACACAAAUGUAAUUGCCUGAAGGACUCACUGUAACCGAAAGCCAUGUUGCUUAUUCAGAGCAGGGAUGUUGAAGAACUACCCAUUAAUGCUGCCCUCUUUGUUUUUUUGUCUUUCCUUCUUUAUUUUAUUCCAACCACUUUCAGUUUUUUGUUGGAGCAAGAUCUGCAAUAAUGUUUCAACCAAAAUGUCUUUUAGGGUGAAGCGAGUUUAUGAAAGCACCAAAACUCACUGGAGUUGAAUUUUGAACUUUUAAAGAAAUUGUUAAGAAGCAAGAUGUAUUUUGUAAUAUUUAUAUCCCUCAUGUAUUUAAGGAGGUCAAUUGUAAGUUUAUAUAGAUUCCGAUUUUUGUUUUUUUGUUGCUGUAAUUAUUAAAAAAGAAAGGGGGGGGGAAAAUCUUUUGUUCUGUGCUGCUUCAUUUUCUGUUUUCUCUCAUGGUUUGCCUUCAGUGUAUAUUUUGUUUGUUUGUUUUCUUUCUCAAGCCAAUAAUCUUCCCUCAGGUGUCUGUUGAUAGCUUUUAAGUCUCUAACCGUUGUGUUUGCUUAGUGUGAAGGUAAGUGUUAAAUCCAUCCUUACUUGUGAGGUGAAGGAAAUUGUGCAUGAGUGAGUUUAGAGCUUGUUGAAACAUGUUCAGCUUCUGAGGAUACACUGAUUGGGGGAAACAACACACUUUUCCUUUCUUGCUGCAAAAAACAAACAAAACCAACUGCAUGGCUGUUAAAGCUUAGAGUUGGGAAAAUCUACUUGUGGAAGUUUUAAAUGAGAGAGGGUGAGAUAUUGGGUAGUGUGCAUGCUGUUACUGCUGCUUUUCUCAUCCUUUCUGCACAAAACCUGUGACCUGAUUAGAGUGUCUUUCAGUUCCAGUCCUGCGCUACCAUGUCCUGUUGAGCUCUCCGGAUAUGCAUGAAGCACUGCCCGAACUCGGUCUGGUAUGUGUGCGAGAGCCGUAGGGGAGAAAUGGGGGGAGCAAAAAAAAAGAGAAACACUGCAGUGUAGUUCUCUCAGGACUGGAGCUGAGAAACAAUACAAAAUCCAAAUCCUCAUCAGUGUGUUGUUGUGUGCACUAAUCUGUACGUGCAUGUGCGUAUGUUUGGCUUUGGUGCUUCAUCACAUGUUCUUGCGUGCCUAUUUCUAACCUGUUUGAACUGUCCUCCGAACCCCACCAGGACUCUCUGUGUCCAGCUCAGCUCAUUCUGGAGGACGAAGGACUGAGCCGCAUCGCUCACACCGUCCAGACUCUGCUGGAGCUGCCCCCGUCCGGACCCCGCCGCUCUUCCCUUCAAACGCCUGCGCAAUAUACCAACAGCUCAUAACGUUCAAUUCAACUUUUAAUACAAGCCAUACCUUCUGAAUGUCUUCAGUGUUUUUAUUAUAUUAAAGGAAGGGUGCACUCUGGCCCACCUCAUGAUUUCGAAUGCUUGUACAGCUGCUUGGGAGUAUACUGUAGAUUUUCAUUGUGGUCUGCCGUGUGUAAUCACCGGACGAUUGCAAAUAUUAAACAAGAUGAAACGGAAA
Molecule: messenger RNA, 7003 nt
Organism: Ictalurus furcatus (blue catfish)
Lineage: Eukaryota; Metazoa; Chordata; Actinopteri; Siluriformes; Ictaluridae
Gene: lrch4
Product: leucine-rich repeats and calponin homology (CH) domain containing 4
Exons: 18
Coding region: 237-2354 (705 amino acids)
Molecular function (GO): protein binding
Source: RefSeq, a predicted model, not a curated record